UCUGUCUUUUUUCCUCUCUGAAAGUGAGCCAGUGGGCAGAAUGACCUUCAACCACACCCACAGGGAACACAAACAAAAGAGAGGGGACAGUAGCAGAAUGGAGAAGAAAAUGGGAUAAACAUGAGAGCAGCAAAAAGAAGCCGGAUAAAGAACAAAACAAAACCCCACGCUGAAGUGAGGAAAAUGGAAAAUCUCUCUUCUCUUGGAAGCCAGCGGAGCGCAGAGCUGAAUCUGACAAGAAAGAUGACUCUCCUUCCUUUUCCCCACAAGUCUGAUUAAACCUCUCACUCUAAAAUGAACCCAGCACACUGAGCCACAGAAACAAGGGAGCUGAGGACCUGAGCCUUUGCUAAAGGUGCAGACUGGAAUGCCUUCAGAUACACUUGAAGGAGCCUUAGGAAGAAGUGAUGCUAUGAAAUUCCUUAAAAAUCGCAUCUGUGGCUGACAAGGGAACAUAAAUUAAAUUCUUACACCACAAAAGCAGCCAGCUCUUUUUUAAAACAGUUUCCAAAAGAUUAAUUUUCAACUAGAUCUGUUGCAGAAAUUCCCAAUCCUUCUGUUUAAGCGUGCAGUAAGCCGGCUGUAAUGAGUUCAUCCACAACAGAGGGAUGAUUUCCUUGUGUGACUAAGACAGUAAGUAGACAGAAGGAGGUCUAAUUAAAGUUGUAACAUCUGCCUUCUGAGCUCUAAGUGUGUCUACAGGCAAGCGUCUUUCGCUCCACUUCCUCCGCUCUUAUUUCAAAUGAAGAAGGGUAAACAAGGUAUCCGCCUGCUCCCACACAAUGCAACUAAUCUUCAGCAAGUGGCAUCAUCCUAAUUACCAUAACCAAUGAGUAUACUGUAACUGGGUGCUCUCAAAGAUUCAUAGCAUCUUCCAGCUUAACUUCCACAGCUGCUGGUGGAGAAGAGGAGGAGAAACUGAGGAGGGUGGGAGGACUGGAGUGGAGCACGUAACCUGCUUACAAAUUAACACCACAACCAAAGUCGGACAGCGUGAGUGAGUUUCUGCUCUCGCUGUUGAACCGUUCUGCCUGCUUUUGCGUGAGCCAUCUUCUUCUCGGUCUGCGGUCUCCACUUCUGACAGACCCCGCACAGUCGGAGCCCGCCCGAGCCGCAGCAGCGAGCCCUGCCCGGCUCUCUGCUCCCGCCGCUGCGCGAAGAGAUAAACCAACGGCAGACCGCGACACUGCGGGAGGUGACAGAUCCAGAUCCAGAUCGAGCCUCUGCAAUAACCACAGACACAUCGGCCAUGGCAUUUCUGCACAGAAUUUGAUACUACAAACUCGGGUCUGCUUGGUGUGGCAGUGGCGAUGACUUUCCACUCUUAACAGCCUCGAGAUGAGCCUUACCGUGGAGCCUGGCUCUGUACAAACACCCGGGCUGUAAGAACAAGACUUUAUCACCGAGCCCGGCUCAUCAACGACAAUAAAAGAGACUUUAUUGGUCAACGACUGCGCUUCUACUUGAAAGAAAAAGCACAUUACUCGCUGUAAAUCAAGCCAAGAGGAUCGAGCCUAAGUGCAAGACGAAUGGUUUGGGCAUGGUGCCCACGCCCCAGGUGUGCGUAUCAACCCUGGUCACAGUGAGCACGAUGGCAGUGGUGGACCUCUACCUGCUGGAGCAGAGCAUGCUGGGUGCUCGUGGUCUUCCAGGACCUAGCAUGUGGCAGUGUGCUGCGGUGUUGCUCGGUGAUGUGGGCUUCCUGCUGGCGCUGCGCUUUGUGUCGGCCGGUGUGGUGUCAGAGGCGCGAUCGCCGCGUCGUGGUUUUGCCAACGCCCUCUGGUUCCUGUUCCUGUCACUGCUCCAGCUCAAGCUCUUCUUUGUCUGCCAUAACUACAGGCAGGAGCGCCGCCCGCCAGAUCCGCUCGCCAGGAAGACCCUGACGCUGCUGCUGUCCAUCUGCCUGCCCUCCUUAUUUCUUAUCCUGACAGGAGCUGACCAUAUGACCCCGCAGCGCAGAAAGCAGGAGGUGCGUGGCCAGCUCUUGUGGGUUGUGGUGGACCUGCUGGAUGUGCUGGACCUGCAGGCGGGACUAUGGGAAGCCCAGGGCGGGGCUUCAGCGGGGAGUGGAGGGGUCGUUGAGCAGAGGCUGCCCAUUUGGGCGGAGGGCCUUGUCUUUUUUUAUUGCUACGCCCUCCUGCUGCUGUUGCCCUGCGUGGCUCUCACAGAGCUGGGUGCCACUGGCCUGCCAGGACAGAGGGGUCCCCGUAAGGAGGCUCUGUACCCUUGGCUUAGCUUGGUCACUAUCAAUAUCUUCACCCUGGCCCUGAGGGGCACAGGCAUGCUGUGGUACAGGGACCCCCGUGUGUCCACUGUGUUCCUGGGGAAGAACCUGUUGGCUCUGGCUGUGAAGCUGAGCUCAGCCUGGGAAAAACACCAGCAGGAGCGCGGUGCUGCACGAGCUGGGACUGUGGCUGGAGCAGAACCAGGAGACUCAACCCUGCCAAGCCAGAGCUCAGAGCAGGGAGAGGGCCAGGACCAGGGGAAAGCUCCUCCCUCUCAUUAUCACACACUGUCUCGGUCCCAAAGCCACUCACUCUCCCACGUGAGCAUAGAGCCCACAGGACCCUCUUUUAUCUCCCACGAACUUUAGAGAGUCACAAUGGAAAAAAAGCAUGUGCUCAAAUCAACACUUAAAAGUCGGACCAGCAGAGCCAGUAUUAAAUUUGUAUCGCGUUUCAGUACAACAACGAUAGGUCUAAUGCAGAGCUGUGGAAACGCAUUUGGCAAGCUUGGCUUUAUGCACAAUUUGUUGUGCUAAUAACUCAAAAUGCAUUGCUGAGAUUUGUGGGAGUGUAUUUUUUAAAGUGAUCACUGUGAACACAUCUAUCAGCCUGUAAACAAUAUUCCAGAAAUGUAUGUUGAAGUAUAUUGCCACAGAUUUGUUGAAUUUGUUGCAUUCAGACCCCGGUUUUUAAUUAUUGCAUUGUUUUACUGCAUUACUCCAUUUACAGUGUGUCAUUUUGCUUUACUUUUUUAAUUUUUGAGUUCAGGUCAUGUGGCUUGUCAAAAAAGGGAGAUCAACACUUUUCUUCCAUUAGAUGCCAAAAUACAGACCCUGACCUUUAGUGUACUUUUUUCCCUCGGUCACUUUACAGGGGCCUUUCAAAGAAAAAAGGUUUAAUACAGAGGAGUGAUGAUUUAUUUCCCCCUUCCUACAGAGCCAUGAUUCAAGUCCUAUUUGAAAAGAUUUGAAUUGCAUGAAGAGGUAAAGUUAUCCAGUUUUUCAAAAUAAAAAAGUAAAGUUGAGAAGAAAAUACAAAAUAGUAGCAGAUAUUUCACUCUUAUAGCCUACAUUUUUAUACUCUCAUGACAUCCAAGAUUUAUCUUAAAGGUCACAUGGAGAUGAGAUGUGUUUGUGUUUUUAGAGAUGCAUUCUGAACCGUCACAUUUGUUUUAGAACCACUUUUGCUGUGAAUGUUAAAACACCCUUGCAGCAAUGACAUUCCAACUAUUUACGGAAGACAAUGUUACCAUUAAUAAAAUCUUUCAACAGUAGGGCUUAAAGAUGGGCAUUUGGCAUCCUCUUAAUCCUAUUGCAACACAAACUACAGUACAGGUCUAUUUUACUACACGGUUUACAAAGACAGAAUACCAUUGUAAGUAAUCCCUUUACCAUUUCAGAACAGAUUUAAAAAUCAUGUUUUGCUGUGGUCUGUACUUGUUUUAAAGUCUCCAUCAUUUUUCAUUUUAAAAAAAGAAGAAAAAAACUGUCAAGUUGCCCCAGAUUAUUAAAAGUUCACUUUUUAAUUUUUAUUUAAAUUAUGAAUGGAGCCUUUUAUUCACUGAUUGGUUAAUGUGUGGGUGUUGUAGUAUUUGGUCAUCAUGGGAUUAUGGGUCAGAGCAGCAGGUGUAGAAGAUGUACAGUACAGUCAAGUGCCUUGUUUCCUCAUGGAUCUACAAGCCUCUACGUCGUCACGAGGUGUACACAUUAUGUGUACCAUGUGGAACUUGGACAUAUGCCAUGUGUACACUGUGAAGUUAUUCCACAGCUGCUGUCAGCUGCACCUCCAGGACAGAGUCAAAGCUAAUAAAGUGUUUCAUACUCGCCUAGUGUUGACAGUUCAUUGGCUAUUAUGUAGGAGCGUUAUUGGCAGCCUAUUACCCAAAUGGGGAAAAACAGGAGUCAGUCCUUAUUUAAGGCCAAGAGCCCUUAAUAUGUAUUAUAUAUUUCAAAAUCUACAUAUUUUUGUCAAUCAGCUCCCAUUCCACAGUCACAGAAAAUUGCAUGUUUAUGUUUUUUACGUGAACACGUUCAAGCAAGAAAAGGGUGCACUUUGCUUCAUGGUGCGACAUGCUGACAAAAGGGUAUCAUUUAUCACAAUUAUGCCAGCGGCCCCAUCAGCUUGGAUCCUCUCGCAGUAAUCUGUGAGUGCGCCGUCGUGUUGUCUGCCUUUAAUGUUUAAAGAGAGAUGGGGUGUGCCUGUCAAGAGUUGUAGUAAGUGUGUGAUGUUUUAGAGUGAGUCUCUUUGCUCACAGCCGCUGUGAAUGCACCCGCCGGCCUCGCCUCUGAGCUUAAAUGGUCCUAUUAAUUGAAAUUGAGGCAUUUGUCAAAAUGCAAGUGCUUAUUCUCAGUGCUUUACGCUUGAUUUACAGGCUAUAUUAACAGGAUGUAUUAAGACUAAUGUACACACUCAGGCACAAAAAGAAAUUCAUUUAAAGUGUCAGUGUGGAAUUUCUUUCCAGUUCAGAGAAACUUUUAAGGGAAAACCACAGAGGAAUGACCACAGUAGUAGACAGCAUCCAGCUCUAGCCUAUCCUCUUACUUUCACCCCCUCCUCCCUUGCUUACUCUACAUUUCAAACAUAAGCAUACUAGAUGCACUCCCUGUUGGGCAACUUCUCAUGUUUCUAUUAUACUAAAAGCAGUGACUGCAUAGGCAGCAGCCUCGGCAAAUGAAUACCUCCUACAAUUUUUUUUACACCUGUUAAGCUCUAAAUACAAUGCUCAGCAUUUUCCCUCAGCUCCCACCAACUCUCAUAACCUGCUCCUAAAGAAAAGUGCAUGAGCCACUCACAUUCCUAUUUUCUUUCUCCUCUUUCCGCUAUCUCAGGUGCUGUUUUAUUCUCCUCCAUUCGCCUGUUCUAAUUUCAAUCCAGCUCUUAAUUAUUCUCCUGUACCAAAGCUGUCAGUUUCCCUUUUUUGUCUCCCGCUCCUUCGUUUAUUUCUCUCGUUUGUUUAAAUUUGCCCCACAGCCGACAGGCAGCCUACCUCUCUGCACUUCCCCUGUCAAGGGUGGUUAGUCAGAGACGAAG
Molecule: messenger RNA, 5255 nt
Organism: Etheostoma cragini (Arkansas darter)
Lineage: Eukaryota; Metazoa; Chordata; Actinopteri; Perciformes; Percidae
Gene: tmem265
Product: transmembrane protein 265
Exons: 2
Coding region: 1541-2593 (350 amino acids)
Source: RefSeq, a predicted model, not a curated record